Pelecanus crispus (Dalmatian pelican) is the source of this 9999-nucleotide messenger RNA. The record is from RefSeq and is a predicted model, not a curated record. Lineage: Eukaryota; Metazoa; Chordata; Aves; Pelecaniformes; Pelecanidae.
AUGAGUGAAACACCUUCAACUAGUUACUCGGUGAAUCAGCCAAACUCCUCUGAGAGUGAACAGAGUUUAUCCACGCGCCCUUUCAAUGUUACUGAACCUGUAGUGGCAAAACGGAUCUGUUUCUAUAAAAGUGGAGAUCCUCAGUUUAAUGGCAUUAAAAUGGUCAUUAAUAACCGGUCUUACAAAACAUUUGAUGCCUUGCUGGAUAGUUUAUCCAAACGGGUCCCAUUACCUUUUGGAGUAAGGAAUAUUAGUACACCGAAAGGGAGACACAACAUCACCAAUUUGGAGGAUCUUGAAGAUGGAAAAUCUUAUAUUUGCUCCCAUCAGAGGAAAAUGAAGCCCAUCAACCUGGAACAGGCUAGCAAAAAGCCUCUGCCCUGGCAGAUCAGUAGGCCUGUCAGUGCUCAUGGAUUUGGCCAUCGAGAAAGCAAAAUAACAACUCCUAAAAAGAUGCUUGUUUUCAAAAAUGGGGAUGUAAGGCUCAGGCGUACCAUAGUUCUGGGAAAGAAAAAUACACAAACCUUUGAGGCCUUUCUGGAUUAUAUGAGUGAGUUAAUGCAAUAUCCAGUCGUGAAACUAUAUACCACUGAUGGCAGAAAGGUUCCUAAUCUUCAGGCCCUGAUAUUGUGCUCUGGAGCUGUAGUCGCAGCAGGGAGAGAGCCUUUUAAACGAAGCAAUUAUGAUUCUCUUGGGUAUUCACGGCCUGCUAAAUUGCUUGGAAUUGCAAAUCGUGUGUACCCAAAAGCAAACGCCAAGUCAGAAAGUGAAAAUACGAGAGCUGAAAUGGGCUCAAGCUCAAGAUCUCAGAUAUUCUCAGUUUCUUCUGAUAAAGGGUCCAGCAAUGACAACAACUCAAAUGAUAACAACUCAGAUUCUUCCUAUGUUCCUGACAGUCAUAAUGGUAUGGGAGGAAAUCAGUCAGUUACUGGUGAACACUUAUCUGUGGCACAGUAUGAAGAUGACAUUGAGAAAUCGGUUCACCUUAAUCAAGAUGGCAGUAUCACAGUGGAAAUGAAAGUUCGAUUCAAAAUUAAAGAGGAAGAAACCAUUAAAUGGACAACCACUGUUAGUCGUGCUGGCCUUUCUGAUGACAAAAACACCACCAUCUGCCAUUCUGCAAUGUGUGUGGAAGACUGCUUAUCCAAUACAAAUGUAUCAGAACAUAUAAAACCAAAAGAUGCUCCAUUUUUGAAGAGCUACAGUAAAGAAGAGGGAUACUCAUUACAACAAUUUGACACAGAAGUGUCAGGCAAAGAAUCAGAGUCUGAUUUAAAAACUGCUGGUUGUAAUACCUGUAAGAAGAACAGUUCUGCAGAUCUAGACGUAAGCAAUGUACCUGAGGAUAAUAUCAGGCCUCACUUUUAUAGGCCUCCCACCCCUGGGCCAAGGCGAGUUAGACAAAAGAAAGCAGUAGUUGAAAGUGUCACCUUGGUAUCUGAGAAAGAGGUUCAGGAGAAGACAAUAGGACAGUUUUCCUACAGUGAAGAAAUACAGAACGGAGAAAAUAAAUCUGAAUAUUGCAUGGUAGCUCAUUCAAGCAGGAAAAAAUCAAGUGUCAGUAAUCCAAAUUUUAGUGAGAUGAGUGGCAAUGAUUUAUUAAAGCUUUCUUCAGAGAAUGUAAAAGAAGAAAUGCUUUAUAAAGUAAGCCACAAAAAUAGUAAUUUAAUAGAAACCACAAAUAGGAAGACAUUAGAAGUGCCUGACGAGGAUGAAUUGGUACAGAAUAUAUUAGAGAAAUCAGUUGUGGAACAAGAGAAAGCCAUUACACCAGAGGCUCUAAACCAGGAGGAUUUUCAAGACAAGGGUGUUGGGCAUUCAGUUGAAAACUAUGUCCAAACUUGGCUGAAAAACUUGUUACCAAAUUCUGUCUUACCCCCUAUAAAUAAAAAGGAAGGGAAUGUAGAGAAUAGCAGUGUCUGUCAUUUUCCUAAAGAAAAUACUGAUCCUUCUAUAGAUAAAGAAACAAGAUUUAUCACAAAUAAAGUGCAUGUGACUGGAAAAAACCAUCUGGUUGAACAUAAUCUAGCAGAAAAAGCAUUAAAUCCUACUUGUGAAUUGGGAACUUUAGAAGAAUCAGCCAAGGAUUCGGGUGAAAAACAAACUGACUCUUUGAUUCAUGCUAAUACAACUAUAGUAGAAGCAGCCAAGUAUUCACUAAAGUCAGAAUUUCAUCAUGAUGGUAAGCUGCACUUGUUUCAUGAAACACAUGACAAUGGUAAAAAGAUGUCAGAAUCUGAUAUUCAAGAUACCAACCUACGUCAAAGAAAAAAGUCUGAAGUUGCUGUUCAAGUUGAUUGUGCAAUUGUCAAUGAGAAAAUGGGAAUUGGUGUUCAGAAUAAUUGCAUGUCGAGCAUGUUGCUGCAUGAACUACAAUCAGCUUUGCUUGGUCUCCAGAAAGAACAUAAUGGAUGUAUAGGAAAAGCUUGCAGCCUUUCAGAUCUUUCUUCUUCAGCUUUUGGUUCUUCCUCCAAUGCCCUCCUAGCUUGGCUACUUGUACUGAAUCUCAGAGACAGUUUGAUUGGGACAAUCAAAGAUGAUAUGCAAAAAACUACCUGUAGCUGUUCUGAAAUAUUUACACAGUUACAAUUUCUGAAACAAACUACAGUCAUAGAAAAAGUUGAUGAACUGAAGGCUGCCUUCUCACAUUUUCAACGAUCAACAGAAAAUAAGGUAUUGCACUUUGGGAGGGAACUCAAAAAACAGGACUCCAUGCAUUGCCAUGAAAAUAUGCCCAUAUCAGAAAUUCAUAAUGGUAUACCCUUGCAUGAAAAUGAAAAAUCAGUUGAGCCUUGUAUUCCAAAUGACAGUGUAAAUUCUGAAGAAGCUCUAAAAUUGACUGAUGAAUUAGAAAGCUGUUUUGGUACACAGAAGGGUCUUUGUAGAGAAAUAGAGACUUUAGACUUGAGUGCUCCCAAAGCACAGCUAGAUGGUCAAUAUGCCAAUACUAAUUCAAAUACCUGUAGCCUUGCAUCAGCUAUAGAGACACCUGAAAGAAAUGAAGAAAUGCCUGAUAACCUAUAUAAAAAAUCUCAAGAUAAAAUCACUGAUACAUCAUUCAUUAAUGAAGAGUCAGAAACUUCAGUAGAACCUAACUCAACAGUUCAUAGUGUAACUUCUAAUGAUAAAAAUUGUACUUUAGAUCAGGAUACUUCUGAGUUAGAAGGUGAAAAAGAUAUUACAUGUGUUACUAUUGAUAAAAGUGAAGAUGAGAAAGUUGAUCCAAAGUCAGCAGAUAGUGACAAAAAAACAAAUAAUCAACUUAAACUAGCUGCUGAAGCCUCUGUAGAAUAUAAUAAUGAGGAUUAUUCUGUACAGGAAGACAAGGAAGAUGCAGAAACUUGUGAGGAAACCUCUGAGAGGUUAUCUACAGUCUCUCCAUUAUCAUUUUGUUAUGAAUCAAAGCAAAUUACAGAAAGUGAUAUGAGUGAAGAAGAACAGAAAUUGCAAGUAGAAGAACUGGAGAAUAAAAUGUGUUCAGACACUUCUCAAUUAAAAAAAUGCUUAAAAAGUCCUGCUACUUCAGACUGGUCAGAUUACAGACCAGAUACUGAAGAGAGUGAUUAUAACUUUAGAGCAUCCAGUGAUUUGACCAAUGAAAGCGGGGAGGAAGCAGUGCUUGAAAAACAUUAUAAUACUGGCUAUGUAAAACGAACUAUUGAACAACUUUAUGGCAAGACAGAAGCUUCAUUUAAGCCUGAUUUUCACAAAGGAUUUCCUUAUAUGUCAAAAGUAUUUCAAGAAGAAGAAUUCCACUCUGCAGUGGUGGAAAAAAACAUUUAUUUUUCUCAAGAACCCAGGUCUUGUUCUGCAGAGAAAUUGUCACAUUCUUCACUACCAUCACAAGAAUUUCCAGUAAACAUAAACAAAGAUGACACUAUAUUGAGAAGAGAAAAUACUUCUCUACCAACACUACAACCUACUCUUAACAGAGAAGAGACAAGUUAUACUAAUGACCGUUCAGGGGAAUCUUCAAAGCAACAUUAUCAACCUAGCAUACAAGAUAAUGCAGAUGAAGGAAUAUUGAUAGAUAAAGGCAAAUGGCUUCUAAAAGAAAAUCAUUUGAUAAGAAGAUCACCACCUGAACGGAUUGGAAUGUAUGAUAAUUUGGAUACAACAUCAACAGACACAGUCCUUGAUACUAACAGUGAUGAUGUUCCAUACUCGCACUUUGGCAAUCUGAAUCAGUACCCAGUCCUCAAUGAAAUCUCUUCUUCAGAACUUGAAGACAUAGCUAAACCCUCUGACAAUUUUUGCAACUACUUCAAUAUGCCUCAUAAUAGUGAUUCAGACCCCUUUCAGGAUGACUUAAGUAACCACAAUGGUAAGAGCACUUCCUCUCCUGCAGCAAACAAAGAAAAGAUCCCACCAUCAGUCAUGGUACGUUCUACUUCCACACAUCUUUCUACACAGGCUGAUAACAAUUGUCCAGCCUUUACAUCUGUAGAAUUUAGAUUACCUGAUAACAAGGUGCACCCAUUGGAACAGCCUUUAAAUGAUGAACCUAUACAGUCUCAGCCAACUGAUGUUAGUAAUGCCAACAGAAGUGCUCUUCAGGAAGAAGAUUCUCUGGAUAAACUCCAUGCUAUAUGUGGCCAACAUUGUCCAAUACUGAUGGUGACAGUAACACCAAUUAAUGAGGAACAGAGAGGAUAUGCCUACCAAAAGGCAUCUGACAUUGAGAACCAGCUGGGCCCACGUUUGUUGGCCAAAAAGAGUGAACAUUUACAAUGGUCAGGUGAAGAUUUAAUAACAGACAAAAAUAAUCAUGUGACUCUGAAGAAUAACUGUAUCAGUAAGAUUGCCAAUAAUAUUUUUAAUAGGUUUUAUGCUAAUAACACCUUAGAUUUUAUUAGUAACUUUGGAAUACUUGCAUCUUCAACUCUGAAAGACAAAAACAGUUUAGGGAAGUUACAUGUUACAGAGGAUAUGAAUGUAAAACCCGUGGAAAUCAGCAACUGUCAAAAUAAUGUAUCCAAACACAUACCCAAUGUCCUUGUGAUAGGCACAAAUGCUAGGAAAUGGAAGGUGUCAGUCCUCACCAGUGAUAUGCCAUCUGCAGGAACAAGCUCAAAGGUUUAUAUUACAUUGUAUGGGCAUCACAGCAGUUCGGGGCCUAUUUUUCUUGAUGGAGAGGAGGGAAAAUUAUUUCAGAGAGGCAAUGAAGACAUCUUCACAGUUAAUACUGGAAACAUAGGACAUCUCUACAAAAUACGCAUAGGACAUACGAAUUCAGGAAACUCCCCUGCCUGGCACUGUGCAGAGGUGCAGUUGCUGAACCUUUUCUCAGGAGAGCUGUUUUCUUUCCCUGCACAUCGAUGGCUGGCCUGGGACCAGGCUGAUGGGGAAAUAUGUAUGGAGCUUCCUGUUUUACGGCACGGUCAGCCUAUUCUUCCAGUGACUGUCUAUGAAGUGCAUGUGACAACAGGAGAACUGUGGAAUGCUGGAACUGAGGCUGAUGUCUAUAUUUCUGUCUAUGGAGAAAGAGGUGAUACAGGAUCAAGACAGCUGCUCAGGUCACAGAAACCCAAGAAAUUUUUGAAAGGACAAACUGACAUCUUUGCUGUUGAAGCUGUGCACCUUGGAGUUUUGUACAAGAUUGUUAUAGGACACAAUGGUCUUGGAUCAGGAAACGGCUGGUUUCUGGACAAAGUUGUAAUCAAGGAUCCUAUAACAGAUUUGGAUUAUACUUUUCUUUGCCACAGGUGGCUGGACCAGGGGCAGGAUGAUGGCAAGAUUGCUAGAGAACUGACUGUGACAGAUGCCAGCUCGUUCCCAGGAAGUCUUUUUGAUGUAAAUGUCAAAGGGAGAAAUAUAUGUGUGUUCAGCAGUCAUCAGAUGCCACGUCUUGCUCUUGCUCUUGUUAAUGGACACGUAAUUGGAAAGAGUAAAGACAAGACUUGCUGUGAGCUCUGUGUUCACCUUCAACCAAAUGGUUGUGCCAUUCUUGCGUCAGCCAGGAGCCCAGGUCACACCGUUACGUUCAAUCUUCAAGGCAAAACAGCUGAUGAAGCAACAGGAUACGCUGGACUUUCCACAGAAUUUGUUGUGCAUGUCAAGGGUGUGUUUCACCAUGGUGCCAUCAUUCUGCUCAACACAAGUCUCUGCCAGGCUCUGUCCCUUCGACCUGAUGGGAGCUGCAGUGGAGCAGUUGGCCGGGAAGGGCCUAUGGGAACAUCUGCAGCACUCGGUCAGGAGAAGAAAGACUUCAGAGAAUCUCAGCUCCAACAAGCAAAAGCCCAGAAGCCAGUACCUCAAAGCCUUUCAACUUUUCCACCCUCAAAGGAAAUGAGAAAUCCCCAAGGUGGUGAGUGUCCCCUUCCUUCAGAUGAUGAAUGGAAAGUGUCAAUGCUGACAGGAAAUGCAGGAACUGAAGCAAAUGUCAUUCUCUGGAUAUAUGGAGACAGAGGAGCAGCUGGACCAAUAACUCUUGGCAAGGACAACAGAAAGCAGCUGUUUCUUCCCAGGCAGGAGGAUGAGUUUCAGGUUAAAAUAAAAAACAUUGGGAAUAUCUACAAAAUAAGAAUUGAACUCGAUGAAUUACUGAAUGAGCAAUCAGAGUGGAACUUACAAAGGCCUUCAAUAAAUCUUAAAAAGCCUGAUUUAGACAACCAGAAUUACACAGUAAUAACAGAUUUUGACAUUAACCCAAAGGCGCUAACUGUAACUGUACCAAAACUGAAUGUGACACUGCAACAUCUAAAGAGCAAGAAAACACUGAAUUUUCCACCAAACACAUGGAUGUCAAAGAAUCGUGAUGAUAGAGAUUUUCUCUGUGAACUGCCAGUAGUGGAAGCUGGAAAACCUAUCUAUCCAAUUGUUUUAUACCAUGUUUAUGUCUACACUGGUGACAUGGAGCAAGCUGACACAGAUUCUGCAGUUUAUCUGUGUAUCUAUGGAAAAAGAGGAGAUUCUGGUCUGAGACUUCUGCAUAAAUCUGGUAUACCAGUGACAUUUCAGAGAGGAAUGGUCAAUGCUUUUGAAGUGGAAGCUGUGUCUCUUGGAAAACUGCAGAAGGUGCUGUUGCGCUGUGAGGCUAAUGCCAAGUCCCAGUACUGGUACUGUGAUAAAAUCAUUGUCAGAGAAGCUGAGAACAACUUGGAAUAUGUUUUCAGUUGUGAAAGGUGGCUUCCAUUUAUGUCCCAAGGCAUAAUUCAUUCAGAAAUUGAGCUGUACCCUCAAGAAGGAGACUGGAAGAUUACUGUAGUCACUGGGGAUUUUGCAACAGCUGGCACAACAGCAACAGUAUCCCUUUACGCUUAUGGAGAAAACAAAGCUUCUGGCCCUAUUAUUUUGGGAUCUGGGAAACACCAGCUGUUUAAUCCCAACAGUGAAGAUACAUUUAAGAUUAAUCUCAGAGAUCUUGGGCAGCUAUAUAAAAUCCGCAUUGGCCAUGACAACACUGGAAAUGAUCCCAGUUGGUACCUGGAGGAAGUCAGACUUGAAAGAGUAGUCCCUCUUUCUGAUGAAGAGAUUUGUCUCCCCAUAGAGUGCUGGCUUGCAGAAGACAAGGGUGAGGGUGAUACGUGGAGAGAAGUGGCAAUAAGAAACCCUGCAAAGGAGCUUUUGCCAUUGUUGGUGUAUGAGGUCCAUGUAUACACUGGCGCUAAACUUGGUGCUGAAACAGAUUCUAAUGUUUAUAUCAACCUCAUUGGGACAAGAGGAGAUGCUGGCAAAAGGAAGCUCCAUAGAUCUAAGAAUAAUAAUGUAAAAUUUCAACAUGGACAGAUGGAUAUUUUCUGCAUAAAGGCUGUCUCACUGGGAGACUUGGAGAAAGUUCUGAUUAGCCAUGAUGGAGCCGGUCCAGGCAAAGGAUGGUUCCUGGAUAAGAUUGUCAUCAAACAUAAAGAAGGAAAGGAAGCUCAGGAGGUUGUAUUUCCUUGUAACAGAUGGUUAGAUGAAUAUCAAGAUGAUGGGAAAACUGAGAGGGAGCUAACUGCCAAUAAUCUUGCAUGUGAAAAGAUUGAGCUUUAUAGGAGGGUAACAAUCAGAAGAGGUUUGGAAAGGGGUCUUGUACUCAGUUCUGUGUCAAUCCAUCAUGACAUAGUACCAGGAUUAGAGCUGAUAAGAGAAAAUUCCAGAUGCAGAGUCUUGGAAGAAAAAGUUGAGACUGGAGAUCUGGGAGAUGUAUACAAGAUUCGGGUCAGCUGUGAUGAUGUGCCAGGCUUUGAUGGUUGGCAUUUGAAGUCUUUUCAUUUAGAAGAGCUACGUACAAAACAAGAACUGAACUUUGACUGUAAGUGCUGGCUCUCUCUUAACAGAGAAGACAAGGAGCUGGUGAAAGAAUUCCCUGCAGUCAAUGAGGACCAGAAAACUUUACCAGUCUAUAAGUAUGUUGUCUCAGUACAUAUUGGGGACCGCUGGGGAGCAGAAACUUUUGCAAAUGUUUAUAUCACUCUCUAUGGCAAAAGAGGGGACACAGGUGUGAGGAAACUUCAUACAUCUUUAGCAAAAGGAAGAAAAUUUCAAAGGAAUAAGGUGGAUUCAUUUUUGGUGGAAGCUGUUUCUCUGAGUCAUUUGCAAAAAGUGGUCAUAGGACAUGAUGGAGAAGGCUAUGGAGCUGGGAUGUACCUCAAGAUGGUAACAGUCAAGGAAUCACAAGACUCGGACAAAGAAUGGGUCUUCCCAUGGUGGAACUGGCUUGAUACUCAUCUGGGGUUAUGUGAGACCAUUUGUGAGAUUGUGACAGUUGGUAGAAGAUUGAUUUGUAGUCCUAAACUGCCUGAAAUCAACAUGAAGUCAUCAGGUCUCUGGAUAAUAGACAUCACUGGAUCUGACCUGAGCAAUGAAGAGGAUCCAAUAUGCCUUUCUUUUAUCUUCUACGGCAACCUGAGUCACAAAAAGUUGCCACUUCAAGUUACAGGAAAAGAAACUCAGAUCAAAGAUGAACUGGCAAAUAUUGGCUCAAUAUACAAGGUUCAGGUAACUGGCCCACAUAGCGAGCUAAAAAAGCCAUGGCACUUAGAUUUACUGCAUAUGAAGCACACAGGCACAAAGGAAGAGAUGUAUUUAGCUUUUGACUGCUGGUUCAACCCUAAUGAAGACAAAUGUGUGGAACUGCCAGCUCUCUAUGCAGAUCAGGAGCCUUUGCCUGUUGUGGAAUAUGCAAUCCAUUUGCACACGGGAGACUUGAAGAAAGCAGAUGCCACUGGUGAGGCCUAUCUUUGUAUACAAGGAGAAAAGAGUCACUCGGGGAAACGAUGGCUUAACUCGAGAAACAGCCUGAUCACUUUUGCUAGAGGGCAGGUGGAUGUUUUCAAAAUCAAAGCAGUAUACCUUGGCAAGUUGAACCAAGUUCUUGUUGGAUUUAAGAGUCUAAAAAAAGAUGAGUGGUUCUUGGAAAAAAUUGUUAUAAAAGAAGUCCUCUACCCUUUUUCUGCACAUAUUUUUGUUCACAAUGACUGGAUCAAUAAAUGCUCCGAGAAAGAUUUUGUAGAAGUGGCAAUUCCGCUCAAAGAAACAUCUGUGACAUCUCUUCUUCCAAAAAAUUUUGAUACUAAAAGCAGAGGACGAUGGCAAACAUGGGUGCACUGUACACAAGUACCAGAAGAUGUUCCUGAUAUUCAAGUUGUUGUAUUUGGAAGAAAAGGGAAAUCCCCUGCACAGAAAGUUCAGAAUCUGAAUGAUAAUCCAUUUUUGUUGACUGUUGGUAAUAUUGGAGAUAUAACAAAAGUUUCCUUUGUGUUGUCUGGUCCAUGCUUGGGAAGAGGAAUUAAACUUCAUAAGCUUCGGCUAAAAGACCUGGACACUAAACAAGAGCUGGGUUUUCACACUGAAGCUCAAAGUCUGUUUGGAGAAGACGGAUCUGAGACUGUGACAGAGCUAGCAGUGGUCAGGCCAGACAAGCCACCAGUCAGGGGAGUUCUUUACUCGAUCAGUGUUCAUACGGGCACAUUGCCUGCAUCAGGGACUGAUGCAGAUGUAUUUAUCACGCUAUUUGGAGAGCAGGGAGAUUCCUGCAAAAGGAGACUAAGACACUCACAUUUUGAAAGAGGACAG